UUUCAUCUGGGAAACAGAGCAGGACAUGUUAUUAAUCAGGGCAGCAGGGAGUCUUUCCGCAAGCGAAGGAUGAUGAAAAGUCAACAGAAAGGGGAAUCCUUGGAAAUAACACUGGAAUAAUGUACCAAACACGGACAGGAUUCGCCGGUCUGACAGGGAUGGCGACCGGAAGUCUUGCCCGGAGCAGAUCCGAGGGAUCCCUGAUUGACGUCGAGGAGGGCAGGUCUCGGAGAAAAAGCAAUAUCAGCACUGGGAUUUACAGUCUGACUCAGGAGGCAAAUCAAUCUGAUUGGCCAACCCUACGCAAUGACAUCCGGCGGACAAGCUCCCAAUCAACAAACCCAUUCUGGAGGGAGGUGUCUUGUUCGAACCCAUUUUUGAAUGAUAUGAGGCAUGCUGGUGUACAAGGAAGCAGUCCGCCAAUCAUCUUGCCCACUCGGAAAGAAGACGUCUUGGCUGCAUCCCGUGAUCAUGAUGACGAUAUCUUCAGCACAUCUUCUAAUGACACCAGUCUCAGCUUUCGUUGGGGUUCCAUGUUGGGGAUUGCAAAGGGAUGCUCACCUAGGUUGUGGAGCAAGUCUUUUCACAUGCCAGGUACCUUUCCAAGGAAGGAAUACCACAACGAGAAGGCAAGUUGGAGCAACUCCUAUAGUCGGUUCCUUAAUCCGGAUUUUGAAUUGUUGAAGAACGACAUGGACGCCUACAAAAUGGCAUGGCUGAGCCACAGACAGUUGACAAGGUCAUGCUUGGAUCUCGGCACGAUGAGGCGAAGUCCCGGCUGGGCCCAGACUCAAGCCACCGACACUCAGAUCAUCUGCAGGUUCAGCCACGCAGGUGGAUCCGUGUAUCUGCCUGAAUCCGACAUCAGCGCCCACAUCCCGGAAAGUCAUGUCAGUCCUGGCGAGCUUCAGGAGGUUGCACUGAAAGCCAUUUUUGAUCCACCACCAGGACUUAACGGUGACCUCUCGACCGCUGUAACUCCUCUCCUGGAGGUGAGCCUCAGUAACGUUGGUGCGAAGGGAGGCAUUUCACUGGAGAUGAAGGUAUCUGGUGAGGUCAAGUGUGACCCCAUCAGUCAGGUCAUGGCGGAGUUUGUGUGCUUGGUCAGCACACACAAAGAAGGCCCUUUUCAGAAGAUAAGAAGCUUCUACUUGUACAGGAACACCUUACAGGUGAAGCUUACUGAAUUGAAGCCGCGACUGUAUCUGAUUGCAGCCAUACAGGCUGCUGCGGUCCAGCCUCCAGCUACAUCUGUGUGGGACUUUAUUGAGAGAACCCUCACUAUUGGCAUUUAUGGACCCAAGCACAUACAUCCGUCCUUCAAGAUCGUCUGUGUGGUUUCCUGCCAGUGUCAAACUCCUCUGAAGCUUCCAUUUUCCAACAUCAAGCAGAGCAAUGCAAGCAUGCCACCCCUAGUGCUACAGCUCUGGGGAAAGCACCAGUUCAACCCAAAGGGUCUAAAGGAUCUGCUGAUCAUACCGGCGGUCAUGAAUUCGAGGUUCGAGGUGGUAUCUACAGAGAGGGUCAAGAGGGUGAACCAGACUCAUUUGAGUUUGGGCCAAGUGGUUCGCUUUCCAUUCUCAGUAUCCAAGUCUGGCUCCGGGCAGAUGGUGCCCUUCAAGGUGAGCAUCUAUGUGAAAGAUCCGGCUGGCCUCCCAUUGGCUGAAUUCCAUGUGACGUCGCCAAAGGUUGCUCCCCGAAAGUGGGGGAAGCACCAGGAGAGCAUGAAGCCUCCCAUUAUCUUGGAGGAAGCCACGCCGCAGCUCUGUGCAUUCCGGAAUGAGCCGGUGACGCCGCCACACUACGGUGUGGCCCUCAAGUCGGUCAUCAGGCAGCCACGGGUGGAGUAUCUUCUAGACUACUUCAAGGGCGACACCAUGGCUAUCCUCUGUGGCGAGACAGUGAGGUCGGUGGGCCUGCUGAAGGUGAAGGAGUGGUACAUAGGCCUCCUCCGUGGGCGGGUCGGCCUGGUACACUGCAAGAAUGUCAAAAUCAUCACCAGGGAGCAGGUGAUCGACUUUUCCGGGGCAGAGGUCACCACUCAGAUGCUCCUGGACAAUGUGGCUGCACCGUUCCGGAAGCUGACUUACAUGUACUCAGCUGUGCAGUCACUGGUUAUGGAGUGCGCACCCAGCUGGAGGGCCUUGGGCAUCGCCCUGGGGUACUCAAGCCGAAGCCUGGAAGAUAUGGUCCAGGGGCGUGGGGCCAAAUCUGAGACGGAAAGGAUGACCUGCGUCCUGGACAGGCUGAAGGAGGACUGCCACGAAGAGACGAUUGGGAAGAAGUUUCUUCACGAGCUGGCUGUUGGCCUUUUGAAAGUCGGCUGCUGCGGUGUGGUGUCCCGGCUCGCCCAUAACGCGGUGAUACUGUCGACGGCGGUGCAGCUGGGAGGGAGAUGGAGGGAGCUGGAGGUACAUUUGGCCAAGCUGUCCGGCACUCAGCUCUCCGUCUACGAGACCCCCCAAUGGAGCAAGAGAAGAGGAGUCGGCUGUCAGGCGACGUGGAAGCCCGCCUACGACUUCCUGUAUCCAUGGGGCCGGUGCCAAGGUGACCGCCAGAGGGAGAAGAUCCAGGACUUGCAGCUGGCCUUGGACAGGAUGAGGAGCCCCAUCACGCGCGAGUGGAGGGAGGUCACCGGCGCCCUCAUCUGCAUGAGCUGCGCGGGCCUGCUUCACGCCUCGGCCUUCUCCGAGACGUCCGUCCUGUAGAGCGAGCGCGGGUUCGGGUCUUCUCCCGGGGGUCUGCCCACUCCGUGCCAAAGCCGGCACAAACGGAGUACCUUCAUGCGUCCGAUGAGCCAAAUCCGCUCCUACUAAGCACCUUAUCUUAAUGACAUUCUAUGGUAACAAAUGCGUAUUUUAAAAGAAUAAAAAUAUUGUGUAGCGUAGCGCUGUGCUUGUUUUUUGCCAAGUGUGUUGAGCGACAUGGUUGGUUGGAUGUUCUGCUCGGUGAUGAUUGCAGAGUGUAAGGACGUUCAGGGUGACCUCACCCACCCCAGGAAGGAUCCCAACAAAUGCAAACACUGUGUUAGCCUGUAUAUAUAGUCAUAUACAUCAUCAUAAUUGAAAGAGACCCUACAGAGAGUCUAACCUUUCCUCUAUGGUAUGUUGCUUUGGAUGAAA
Messenger RNA from Brienomyrus brachyistius, 3122 nucleotides. RefSeq names its product metastasis-associated in colon cancer protein 1-like. The record is from RefSeq and is a predicted model, not a curated record. The coding region runs from base 120 to 2708 and encodes 862 amino acids. Gene Ontology annotation, molecular function: protein binding. Gene Ontology annotation, cellular component: cytoplasm. NCBI's taxonomy places the organism in Eukaryota, Metazoa, Chordata, Actinopteri, Osteoglossiformes, Mormyridae. The transcript has 5 exons.